CAUGUGACUCAUACGUCAUCACGUGACUUGCGGGCGCAACCGAACUUGCUAGUGUUGCUCCUUCCGUGUGCGGAGGCACAACUGUGAUGUUGACACCAGGUGACAUGGACCUGUUUUUAUUAAUGUAAAGACUUCUUAAGUGCAAUCAUAUGUUCGGGUGCCACUCGGGUUAACAUGGCAUCGCCUCCUCAGACCGGCGCGUGAUUCCCGGGGCUCGACAUGGCCGGGGGCAGCCUGCUCGGCAAGGUGCGCUCCGCCUUCCGCAGGGAGCGCGGCGACGGGGAGCUCAGCGACUCGGCGCCCUUCGACUUCUCCGACGAGCUGGUGGAGGAUGAGACGCCCAAGUUCAACAAGCUGAAGGUCGUGGUCUCCGGGGAGAUGUCGGACUACUCCUCCAGAGCUCCGUCCAACGGGCUGAGCGCGGUGGCGGACGACGACGACUGCCUGCUGGACCCGUCCGGCCCGGGCAGCCCGGGGCUCCACGUGGACCCCUGCGACAGCUGCAGCCACAAGAGGGAGAGGCUGAAGAACAAGAGGGUGAUGAAGAGGCUCGUCCUGGCUGCGCUGCUCUAUUUCUCUUUCAUGACCGCUGAAAUAGUUGGUGGCUACCUGUCCAACAGCUUGGCCAUCAUGACGGACGCCGUGCACAUGCUGACGGACGUGGUGGGCAUCCUGUUCUCGCUGCUGGCGCUGUGGCUCUCCACCAAGCCGCCCACACGCCGCUUCACCUUCGGCCUGCACCGCCUCGAGGUGGUGUCGGCCGUCCUCAGCGUGGUGCUCAUCUACGUCCUGACGGCCGUGCUGCUGUACGAGGCGGUCCAGAGGACGCUGCACCAGGAGUUUGACAUCGAUGGAGACGUCAUGCUCAUCACUGCAGCCGUGGGGGUGGCGGUGAACCUCAUCAUGGGUUUCCUGUUGAACCAAAAUGGCCACCUCCACUCCCACGGAGGCCACGACCACUCCCACGGGCCUGCAGCCGGCUCGGGGCCACAGCACGGCAGCCUGGCCGUGAGGGCGGCCUUCAUCCACGCUUUGGGGGACCUGGUCCAGAGCGUCGGGGUCCUCAUCGCGGCCUACGUCGUCCGCUUCAAGCCCGAGUUUAAGUUGGCGGACCCCAUCUGCACAUACAUCUUCUCCAUUCUGGUGCUCUUCACCACAUUCCGCAUCAUACGGGACACAGCGGUCAUCGUGCUGGAGGGUGUUCCCAGACAUCUGGACACGCUAAGAAUCAAAGAGGACCUCCUGAAGCUGGAGGACGUCCAGUCAGUGGAGGAGCUGAACGUCUGGGCGCUGACGGCGGACAAGACUGCAGCAAUCGUGCAUCUGCAGCUCGAUCCCUCCGCCGCUGACAGCUGGCAGGACGUUCAGGCGUCGGCUCGCCACCUGCUGCUGCACACCUACGGCCUCAGCAGGUGCACCGUGCAGGUGCAGACGCAGCGGCUGCGGCCGGCGCUCAGCUGUGCUCAGUGCCGGCUGUCCGGGACCUGAGGGGCCUCCAGGGGCCAAACCCUCCAUCGCUGCCAGGGGAGCGUGUCAUGGUCCCUGGGGGCCUGGAGGGAAACCGAGCCUCUUCACCUCAACCUUGAGUAUUUUUAGCGUUUGAUACGUUUUUUUUUCGUGUAACAGUAACUCUAUGAGGACAUGUCCCUGAAGGUCUCUGAGGACCACAUGUCUCUGAAGGUCUCUGAGGAAAUUUCUCUGAGGACAUGUCUCUGAGGACAUGUCUCUGAGGGUCUCUUAGGACAUGUCCCUGGAGGUCUCUGAGGACAUGUCUCUGAAGGUAUCUGAGGACAUGUCUCUGAGGACAUGUCUCUGAAGUUAUCUGAGGACAUGUCUCUGAAGGUAUCUGAGGACCACAUGUCUCUGAAGGUCUCUGGGGACAUGUCUCUGAAGGUAUCUGAGGACCACAUGUCUCUGAAGGUCUCUGAGGACAUGUCUCUUGAGGUCUCUGAGGACAUGUCUCUGAGGACCACAUGUCUCUGAAGGUCCCUGAGGACAUGUCAAUGAGGACAUGUCCCUGGAGGUCUCUGAGGACAGAUCUCUGAGGACCACAUGUCUCUGAAGGUCCCUGUGGACAUGUCUCUGAAGGUCUCUGAGGACCACAUGUCUCUGAAGGUCCCUGAGGACAUGUCUCUGAGGACAUGUCUCUGAAGGUAUCUGAGGACCACAUGUCUCUGAAGGUCUCUGAGGACCACAUGUCCCUGGAGGUCUCUGAGGACCACAUGUCUCUGAAGGUCUCUGAGGACCACAUGUCCCUGGAGGUCUCUGAGGACCACAUGUCUCUGAAGGUCUCUGAGGACAUGUCUCUGAAGGUAUCUGAGGACAUGUCUCUGAAGGUCUCUUAGGACAUGUCCCUAGAGGUCUCUGAGGACAUGUCUCUGGAGGUCUCUUAGGACAUGUCCCUGGAGGUCUCUGAGGACAUGUCUCUGAGGACAUGUCUCUGAAGGUAUCUGAGGACAUGUCUCUGAAGGUCUCUUAGGACAUGUCCCUAGAGGUCUCUGAGGACAUGUCUCUGAAGGUAUCUGAGGACAUGUCUCUGAAGGUCUCUUAGGACAUGUCCCUGGAGGUCUCUGAGGACAUGUCUCUGAAGGUCUCUGAGGACAUGUCUCUGAAUGUAUCUGAGGACAUGUCUCUGAAGGUCUCUUAGGACAUGUCCCUGGAGGUCUCUGAGGACAUGUCUCUGAAUGUAUCUGAGGACAUGUCUCUGAGGACAUGUCUCUGAAGGUAUCUGAGGACAUGUCUCUGAGGACAUGUCCCUGGAGGUCUCUCGUCCUCGGGGAGCGUCAGGCUGCUCUACUUCAUGAAGUCUCUCCUCUCAGCUGACUCUUUCAGAGCUUUGGCUGAACUUCAGUAUUCAGAGUUCAAAGUGUUAAUAACUGAAGAACUGACGACUCUUCAGGAACUGAUCACUGUUUUAAUAAAGUACUUCCUCUUUU
Pseudoliparis swirei is the source of this 2936-nucleotide messenger RNA. RefSeq names its product solute carrier family 30 member 4 (gene slc30a4). The record is from RefSeq and is a predicted model, not a curated record. Gene Ontology annotation, molecular function: zinc ion transmembrane transporter activity. Gene Ontology annotation, cellular component: plasma membrane. The coding region runs from base 220 to 1488 and encodes 422 amino acids. NCBI's taxonomy places the organism in Eukaryota, Metazoa, Chordata, Actinopteri, Perciformes, Liparidae. The transcript has 8 exons. Gene Ontology annotation, biological process: response to zinc ion; zinc ion transmembrane transport.